AAGAAAGCCAUCCCUCACAACCAGUCCAGAAGAGCACCACGCCAAUCGAAGAGAUGCUGCUUCCAUCUUUCAGCCUCCUUGCCACAGUGAGCACCCUGCUCUCACUGGGUGCCACCCACAACAUCCAAAUGAAGGCGUACAUGCGCGAAUGCUUCCACGAGCAGCUGCAUAAGGACGACAAGAUGACGGUCACGUUCCAGGUCGGUGACCGGGAAUUUGGAGGCAGCGGAAACCUGGAGAUUGACUUCUGGAUUCAAGCUCCCUCUGGCUCCAACCAAAUCCACGAACGUGGCGUAUCCUCGGGCGACCACUCCUUCGUCGCACAAGAAGAUGGGAAAUAUACAUACUGCUUCAACAACGAGCAUUGGGGUGCAAACACCAAGGAAGUCUCGUUCAAUGUACACGGCAUCGUAUAUGUUCCUGAAUCAGAGGCACCCCAGGAUCCGUUGGAGAAGGAGGUUCGUACUUUAACGGAGCUCAUUUCUCAGGUCAAGGACGAGCAGGGCUAUAUCGUAGUUCGAGAAAGGACACACAGGAACACGGCUGAGAGCACUAACGCUCGUGUCAAGUGGUGGAGCAUAUUCCAGCUGUUUGUUUUGGGUGGCGAGGGAAUUUUCCAGGUGUGGUGGUUGAAGAGGUUCUUUGAGGUCAAGCGAGUAGUGUAAAACACUUCUCUAAUAUUAUAUCUUAUCAUUGGGAUCUGGAUCUUCAUUGGCUGUAUCCACAGGUGCGCCAUGUUAGACCCUUAAGUUGUAGCAUUUUGGCUUCUCGGCGUUCAUACGCAUGCUGGGUAGGUAUGCAGGAGGGAAAGAGCACCUGCAUGGAGUAAAGGCGGUGGUUGCCACGAUAAUCAGGACAGUUUCAACGGAGCACAAUCAAGUCUUCACUUCAUAGCUUCAUUUCACGUGUUGUGGUUGUUGUUGUUCUUCUUCAUUUC
This is a messenger RNA of Lindgomyces ingoldianus, 937 nucleotides long. RefSeq lists its product as uncharacterized. The transcript is spliced from 4 exons. The coding region runs from base 54 to 665 and encodes 203 amino acids. The record is from RefSeq and is a predicted model, not a curated record. Gene Ontology annotation, biological process: Golgi organization; intracellular protein transport; endoplasmic reticulum to Golgi vesicle-mediated transport. Gene Ontology annotation, cellular component: endoplasmic reticulum; endoplasmic reticulum-Golgi intermediate compartment; Golgi apparatus. Lineage: Eukaryota; Fungi; Ascomycota; Dothideomycetes; Pleosporales; Lindgomycetaceae.